AUGGCUUGUGUUCUCAUACCGUUCCGUCGGGAAAAAGCAAGAGCUGAUAAUUUUUUGAUCACAGCAUCUGUUUCGUUACUGAAUGUUGAAUUACGCAAGAAAAGGUGGUAAGGGACAAGAUAAAGUAUUUUCUUUCUCUCUUUUCUAUUAAGAGUUUAGCCUUCGAAGCUACUUGUCCCAGUAGAGUCAGACUUUUUCUUACUUUUCUGAUUAGAAAAUGAUCAAAAGUUAAACUCUGACAAAGCGUACAAUUUCGAAAACAAUAUAAAUUUCACUAUGAUUAAUUGAAUUGAGAAAAAAAUAUGCGUUUUAGAAUUUGAUCGAGUUCGAUUUCACUGUUGAAUACCGCGUGAGAAUUAAGCAACAGAAACAAAGGGUCUUUCCCCAAACUGAAUAUUGUUUGCCCUUUGAAGUUGCAAGACUCGGUGAAAAACAAAUACUAAGCUAAUUGGUAUUUUUCACGGCAGUGCUUCGAGAGAAAGUUUUUGAUAACGGUUAAUUAUUGACAGCGAGGUGGGGGAGGGGUUAGUUUUACUAGUUACCAGUCUUGGCUCAAAGACAUCAUGGCGGCCGCCUUGAACAUACGAUCUACUUCUUUGCCUUUUGUCGUAUUCCAAAAUAACAAAAGAUGUAAGUGCAUCUCAGCCCUUGAAUCGUAGAACGUCAACGCUUAUACAAGGAUAGAAUCCGCACUGAACAGAAAUAUGGCUAACUAUGGCAACUUUUUCACAUUAUGCUGACAUUUGUGUUUUGUUCCUUAAUUAGGUAUCCCCACAAGCUUGCAGUUCUUUGGAAAAAAAGGAAAGCGAAAUACAGUACAAAGGUAGUCAAUUUAGACUUUGGAUCUCUUAUCUUUCUCUCUUAGCUCAUUAAACGUUAUUGAUUUCUUAAUCGUCAGUUUGAGUGAAAGAAAUAUUUCUUGCAAUUACUUUUUCUCUCAGCCUGUAGCAUGGUUUGGAGGUGUUGAAAAUGGUUAUCGUGGUGGUCAUUUUUGGCCUGAGCCUGAUCCAGUAGAUAGUAAACUUACUCUCCUCAAGGUAAGUUUAAAAUAAAGGCAACACGAGGUAGAAAUUGGGGGACAGAUUUCCGUAAAGUGCUGCAGCAUUCGGAAACGAAGUUGUAGUCCGAAAGACUUGCCUUCGUCAUAGUUUUCUUUAUCCAAGAGCUCUAUGCAUAAUGAACUAUGGGGAAGUUCUAAACACUAGUGUUUAGCUAUUGUUCUGCUCAUUUGGUCUUUUGUUUUGUCACAUCUUUGUUUCCAUCAUUCUCAUGAUUUGUUCAAGGUCCCUAAUAUUGUUGUUAUCAAGUUUGUUUCUUUGUUUUAAAACAAUAUUUAUUUGUAUUUGUAGAACCCAGAAGAUGAAAUGACAGAAUAUCAAGAAAAGCAGUGGAAUAUUUACAUCUGUAAUGUAAGCUUUUCCCUUUUCAAUUUUACAUGAGUAUGUAGUCGCUCUUUGCCUUUGAUACUAUUUUCACUCCAGGCAGUUUGGAGUAAAUCUGAACACUUUUCAUCUUCCUCUUGCUUCUUUGAAAUCAUUAGGUGUCCCCCAGUGGUUGUCACCAGCUUCUGGCCACUGGCUGUAUUGAUAUCAGCAAUUACAUUACAGAGAUGCCUGGAAAAGUGGAAGUUACUGUCACUCUUAAGCCAGCAAUCAAGAAAGUUGUUUCUGGUAAAAUUGAGUUUGAAUUAUCAUGGAUUAUCCAGGAAGAUGACGGAGUCAUUCAGUGAGUAUUCUUCAGUAAUUUCCAUAGCUAGUUAUUGUAAUGAUCAUCUAGCCUAUGUUUGGCAUUUAUAAGUCAGUUACUAUCAUAAUGUUAUUUUAGAUCCAUGAACUUGAUCAAUAAACUUUCAAAGUGAGAUAUUAUCAUUUUUGCUGCAUAAUCACAAGGGUCAACUAAAAUCUAAAGUGUACUUGCUCGAUGGUUUUUAUUCAUGCAAUUAUUAUUUGUUUUGUCUAAAAGUAAUUGUAUUGUGAAAUUCCAUUAACUCUUUUGCAUUACCUUUACAGUCCCAUAGAUGAAGAGAUAUGGGAAGAGAUAAUGCAGGAGGUCAGGGAGGAACAAGCAAGAAGAAAAGCUGAGGGAAAGACAGCCAAGUAUAAAUCUUUGAAAAAAAGAAGGCACAGGAAACGUGGCUGCUCAAGUGAUACAGACAUUGCGACUGAAGAAGACAAAAAGAAAGAUAAAAGCAAUGAAGUUGGCUGCUCAAGUGAUACAAAAAUUGCUGUUGGGGAAGAUAAAAAGACUAUUGAACAACAAGGUGGCAUCUUCCCAAAUGCUGAACCUCAGGUGGAUCCCUCAUCUAGCAGCAAUAGCAAAGUGGGGUCAGGAAAGGUCAGGAGGCAGUCUUCACCUCAUCAUCCACAUCUUAGCCCUGUUUCACCCCAAACACACCCAUCUGCUAGCCAGGGUCUGCCAUUAGAGAGUGAAGAGAAAAAAGAGGCCCAGAGUAAAAGGAACCUUCAUAAAACUGUAAGGUUUCAAAUUAAUGAACAGCCUGAGGUAUUACAUCUUGUUGUACAUGAUGAAGAAGCACUGGACUCCUUGCCUGUGUUGUCUUCAGAAACUGUCUACAGAGGAACAAUUUUCAUAGAGGAAGAUGAAGUUGCAACAAAAGAGAAGUGCAUUCCCAAGAGAGAUGAAAAUUCAGGUAAGUUCUGUUUUGUUUUCCAGCCUCCCAUUCCAAAUGGAAAGGGGCUUAAAUUUGAAUACUUUUCUCCUGUUUGAUCUGAUUUAUUUUCAAUCAAACAGUUUUAUUUUAAGACUCCUUGGAACCUUGAGCUAUAAGCACUAAAUAAAAAUCAUAAUUUUACAUUUUUUUAUUCUAAAUUACAACUAUUUUUGUUGAUUAUUGAUGUUAACUUUUUUGUUCAGCCUCAAGUGGAAGCCAGCUUCACUCAGAGUUGGCCAGUUAUAUUGAAGAGGAACUGAAGCUUGUUCAAGAUGAAUUAUUGUCUUCGGAAGAAGUCCGCUCAAAAGUGAAACUUGAAAUGCAGAGAGCCAUGUCAUCAGGUGGGUGAUCCAUUUCCAAAAUGAUAAAGUGAAAUACCUUGGAAUUUCAAAUCAUACAAUUAAUAUGUUUCAUUCACUUGUUGAGUCAAAUUUUAGAGCAGGCAUUUCUUCAUUAAAAAACUUAUGUUAAGUUCUUUUCCCCACUAAUGAGUUAUAAAUCUUUUACUCCAGGAUCUUAUAGGUAAUUCUCUUUACUGUCUGCUGUACAAUUCUUAUCAUAUUAGAUCAAUAAAUUUGAUAUUGAAUGGAUUAAUAACUUCCUGCUUUAUAUUGUUUUGAUAUUGUAAGGAUAAAUUCUGUCUUGAUCAUUCUCAGGAGUGAAAGGGUUAAAAAUGUUAAAAAACAGCUAAUCCCCAAACUAGAGAUACUGCAAGUUUUUACACUUAUUUCAGGUGUUAUAAGCCAUGCUUAACUUACACAGCUUAUACAAUAUAUUUGUUUACUUUUUGUCUGUAGACCACAAAGAAGAGUUUGAAAGCUUAAACCAAGGCUGGCUUAUAUUGGAUAGCUUCCAUUCCAAAGUGUUGAAAAGAAAAGAAGAUCUUCUUGCCCUGUAAGUAAUAAAGACUUAUUUUAGAAACAAAAUAAACAUGUUCAUUAUGACCUAAAAUGUAGUCUUACAUUGUAAUCCAUGAUCCAAAAACUCUGCUCAGGUGCCUUUAUAUGUGGACCAACUGCCUUUGAUAUGGAUAACUGAUCUAUCUAUCAUAUAUUGCUUAAUUAGUUCCUCUGGAUUCAUUUUUGUUAUUGUUAAUAAUAAAAAAUGUUGGCAAUGGAAUGACUAGUGUUUGAUUUACAGAUUGAGAAGUUCCACUGUUUGUCCUUGUUAUUUAUUUGGGUUUUUCAGAGACUGUAGUGGUUCUGCUUAACUAAAGGUUGUAUUUAGCUUGAGGCAGAUUUGCUUGAUUUUCUGUUUUCCUUUCACCAAUAUAGUGACAAAGGAAAAAACAUUGAAAAUUGUCUUAACUUGCUGUGUUCAGAUUUGAGACGCCUUUCAGAAGUGGAAGGUAAGUAUUCAGUUGUUUCUCCUCCUUUUUCUCAGUUAAGUGUUAUUGGGACUGGUUUAGUGAGCCUUGAUUCUUAACCCUUUACACCCUAACAUCAUUCUGUAUAUAUAUAUAUAUAUAUAUAUAUGUAUACUCCAAACUGUUCUCUUUACAUUUCCUAAGGUGCUGACAGGUGAAUUUGUUUAACAACCUUGAGUUUCUUUACAUAGUGAUCAUUUCCUUUAUCCUUGUGAUAUUCUAAAGAGAAAUUAGAUGCUAUUCACUCUUCAGGGUCAAAGGCAAAGCCAAAAUGUAGAUGAAGGAAACAAGAUUUUGUAUUUUGAUUUUAGGCUGGGGGAAAACAGAUGAAAACAAAGCUCUUGAAAAAAGAGUUGCUGGACUCAUUGCUGCUAUUCACUAG
This is a messenger RNA of Pocillopora meandrina, 4419 nucleotides long. The record is from the annotation of a GenBank genome assembly. Lineage: Eukaryota; Metazoa; Cnidaria; Anthozoa; Scleractinia; Pocilloporidae.